AAGAUGGCAUGUAAUUUAUUAAAAGACGCACUUUAGUUGGAGCUUUGCGUAUUCUAACAAGGAUUGUAGCCAUAACUUUGAUAAAUAUUGAGAUAAUGAGUCUAAAAAAUAAAACCAACAGCUAAUGAUGAUUUUCGCUCUGGCUUGUGUUUGAUACACGUUGUUAUUUUUACGAGGAACACUUGAAGGCAGCACCCAGCCCACCACAACCAUUGCUUCUUGAAAGAAGGUGAAACGAAACUUUUCCUGCCGGCUCUUUACCUCAGUUUCAAAAUUUGGUGUGCAGUGUCAAGCGGGAUAUAACAACAUUGAAGAAAGUCAACUUUAUAGCCUACAUCAUUAUGGCACAUUAUAGAGCUCCAGACCCCAAAAGGGAGCAGUUUCGGAGAUACUUGGAGAAAGCUGGAGUAGUCGACAGUCUAACCAGUGUUCUAGUGUCUUUGUAUGAACAACCUGAAAAGCCCAACAAUGCUCUGGAAUUUGUGAAGCAGCACCUCAAUGUUGCGGGUCAGACUUCAGCGGACUCUGAUGCUCUGCAGCAGGAGGUGAUUGACUUGAGGCAGAGAUGUGCUUGUCUGGUAGAGGAAAACAAAGACCUCAAAACCAGGCUGCAGCAGUAUGAACCUGAAGACGCAGCCACGGUGGACUAGACCACAGCAGCAGCACUUUCUUAAUUAAUGUGAUUUAUUUUGCUGUCACUUUCAAGACACGAUAACACUUUUACAUGAAAGGCAAAACAUUUUAGGUACCUGUUUUUGUAAAUCUUAUUUUCUACUAUGUUUCUUAGACUUUAACUUAUUCUGUACAUGUAUGUAAGUUUGUUUCUUGUUUUAUCUUGGCUUAACUGAGAAAAUGCUUUUCUCUACAACUGGAAAAGUCCGUUAUUAAGACAUGGGGAAUGUCUCUUCUUUUUUUUUAAUUUUUUUGAAGGUCUAUCAAAGAAAAUAACCGAUGUGCUAAAAAUGUAAUAUUUACUGUCAGUUAUAAACACAUACACUCUGUCCAUCUAUAUGACAGUGUGUGACAAAAACACACUUAUACUUUAUUUCCAAAGAUCUGCUGUAAGUGAACAGUUGUAAAAUAAAACACAGUCUUGUAACUAUU
This is a messenger RNA of Cottoperca gobio, 1104 nucleotides long. Its product is annotated as c-Myc-binding protein-like. Gene Ontology annotation, molecular function: transcription coactivator activity. Bases 342 to 650 code for a protein of 102 amino acids. Lineage: Eukaryota; Metazoa; Chordata; Actinopteri; Perciformes; Bovichtidae. The record is from RefSeq and is a predicted model, not a curated record. Gene Ontology annotation, biological process: regulation of DNA-templated transcription. The transcript has 5 exons. Gene Ontology annotation, cellular component: nucleus.